This is a messenger RNA of Cyclospora cayetanensis, 600 nucleotides long. Its product is annotated as superoxide dismutase [Fe]. The record is from RefSeq and is a predicted model, not a curated record. Gene Ontology annotation, molecular function: metal ion binding; superoxide dismutase activity. Gene Ontology annotation, biological process: superoxide metabolic process. The transcript has 4 exons. Bases 1 to 600 code for a protein of 199 amino acids. Lineage: Eukaryota; Apicomplexa; Conoidasida; Eucoccidiorida; Eimeriidae.
AUGGCGUUUUCUCUUCCCCCUCUGCCCUAUACGGAGGAGGCGCUGGAGCCACAUAUCAGCAAGGAAACCCUCGAGUUUCACCAUGGGAAGCACCAUGCGGCAUAUGUAAAUAACCUGAACAAGCUGGUACAGGGCAAGGAGGAUGAGAAAAAGAGUCUGGAAGAGUUAAUUCGCACAGCUGCUGGUGGCAUAUUUAACAACGCGGCGCAGGCUUGGAACCAUGCUUUUUAUUGGAAGUCUAUGAAGCCAGGCGGAGGCGGUCCCCCUACUGGCCCUAUAGCCUCGAAGAUAGACGAAGCCUUUGGCAAUUUUGACCAGUUCAGGGAACAGUUUUCAGCAGCUGCUGCAGGGCAUUUCGGUUCUGGAUGGGUUUGGUUGUGUUACUGCAAAAGCAAGCAAAAAGCUGUCAUUUGCCAGACUCACGAUGCAGGCAAUCCUAUGAGAGAAGCAGAGGGAUGCGUACCCCUUCUCACAUGUGAUGUGUGGGAACAUGCGUAUUACAUUGACAGAAGAAACGACCGAGCCAGCUAUGUGAAAGCGUGGUGGUCGUUGGUUAACUGGGACUUUGCAAACGAAAACUUGAAGAAGGCAACCGAGUAA